AUGUCCGCUCCCGCUCCCGAUCAAAACGCACCUCCCGCCGGCGGUCAGCAGGACGCCCUCGACAAGGCUGUCCAAUUUGGCACCAAAAAGGCUGGCCACGAGCAGAGCGGCAGCACCGUCGAGAAGAUCUCGGAUGGCAUUCGAUCUGGCUUCAAGAAGCUUACUGGCAAGGAUAUCCCCAUCGAGGACAAGCAGUAA
This is a messenger RNA of Mycosarcoma maydis (corn smut), 198 nucleotides long. RefSeq lists its product as uncharacterized. The transcript is spliced from 2 exons. The record is from RefSeq and is a predicted model, not a curated record. The coding region runs from base 1 to 198 and encodes 65 amino acids. NCBI's taxonomy places the organism in Eukaryota, Fungi, Basidiomycota, Ustilaginomycetes, Ustilaginales.